Aphis gossypii (cotton aphid) is the source of this 2414-nucleotide messenger RNA. RefSeq lists its product as uncharacterized. The record is from RefSeq and is a predicted model, not a curated record. The transcript has 10 exons. Lineage: Eukaryota; Metazoa; Arthropoda; Insecta; Hemiptera; Aphididae. Bases 1 to 2337 code for a protein of 778 amino acids.
AUGCCAAUAGAUGCUCGUACAAUUUUAAAGUCAAAUAUGGAAAACAAAUCUGUACAAGUAAUUGCUGUUAAUCCAGGAUAUUAUUAUCAUUUUGGUUUGGGUUUAGCUAUUAAACAUCAUUUUUGUCUUAAUCCAAUUAUUAAUAUUGAUAUAAUUCAGAUUGUGAUUGGAAUAGAUGGUCUACCACUUUCCAAAAGUAGCUCCAGCCAAUUUUGGCCAAUAUUAGGUUAUAUUCGUCCAUUUAAAGAUUCUGUUUUUCUUAUUGGUUUGUACUGGGGCCAUGAGAAACCUAAGGAUUCCAAUGAAUUUUUAAAUGAAUUUGUUGUAGAAACCAAAAAUUUACUACUUAAUGGUUUAAAUAUUGAUGGUACGAUUAAACAAAUACAAAUUGAUGGCUUUUGUUUAGACACACCUGCUAAAAGUUUUAUAUUAAAGAUUAAGGGACAUGCUGGAUUUGAUUCUUGUACAAGGUGCCUUGAAGAGGGAGAGUACUUAAAAAAUAGAAUUUGUUUCCCUUAUUCCUCAAAUUCAGUUAAACGCACACAUAAUGAUUAUUUAGUAAGAAAAUAUGAGGAACAUCAUGUAGGACAUACAAUUUCUAUAUUAUCUGAUUUGCCUAUUAACAUCAUAAAUUCAUUUGGUCUUGACUAUAUGCACCUCACUUGUCUUGGUCUUAUGCGUAAGCUGCUCCAUUUAUGGAUCAAUAAUGGUCCAUUAAAUGUUAGACUUCAAAGUUCAGUAUCAAAACAGUUGUCAUCAUCUCUUUUGAAUUUAAGAUCAUAUAUACCAUGUGAAUUUUCUCGUAAACCAAGAGGAAUUAAUGAGUUAAAAAGGUUUAAAGCCACUGAAUUACGACAACUGUUAAUAUACACUGAUUAUGUGGACUAUUGGUGUUUUAUUGAAGAGGACUGUGUUGAAAUUGUACCGGCAUUUUGGUUCAAAAAUGGGCUUUGUGCUUGGCCUAAAAAAAAUGUGAACCAACGCACAAAUCCUAAUGAUAUUGAAUUUAAUUAUUAUAAAGCUAGAGCUCUAUCUAAAGAUAUUGAAAGUCUACAAGUAGCACGAUCAAGACUAGUUCGUGCUGAAGAUACUUCAGAACUUUCAUCUUACGAUUUUGAUAAGUCUACUCGACGCAAGCGUCAUCAAAAACAUAUAUCAUCAGAUGAUGAAUCAGAGCGUGACUAUCAGAUGAAGAGUCUUAAUAGUAAAACCAAAAAAAAGAAAGAUUCAAAACAUGGAAAUUCUUCACAGUUUAUUCUAGAUCCUUCUGUGUUUCAAAAUAAUGAUGUGGACAUUAAUCACAAAAAAACUAUUGAAGAUGAUAACUAUGAUAAAGAUAAUAUUCCAAGUUCUCAACAGGCAUAUAAUAUAACCAACGAGACAAGCGACAAUACCCAUUCAAAUAUAUUUGAUAGCUGUAAUUCAGUGUUAAUUUCUCCUUCUGGGAAAUGGAAGGUUACUACAGUAAACAAUGAGGAAACUGAUUUUAUAUCAAGUAGAAAAAAACUUGAUUUUGACCAUACACCAUUUACAACCAAUGAUUUAAAAAAAGAUACUUUAUAUUCAUCAACUCCUUCAUUAAAAAAAUGUUUUUCAAUCACUGGCAAUGCAUCAAAACCGCACCAGACUUAUGAUGAUAACAACACUAAAGUAUCCGUUCAACUCUCACAAUCUACAUUGUUGUCACCACUAAAGACCCCAAGUACUAAUCUUGGAUUAAAAUACAAAACUGAUCAAAAUAGUAACAAAACUAAAAAACAGCAUCAAGAAUCAAAUCAAAUUGCUGGUCUUAUUGAUACUGUUCAUCAACUCAUACGCACAACCAGUAAUUUAAGAUUUGAAAUUAGAGAAUUAGCUAAGAAAAUGGAUACUAUGGAUCAAAGACUUAAUGAUACUAUUGUUAAUACAAGUUCUGCAGUACAUGAAAAUAAUGAUUUGUCUGACGAGUCAUCUUGGGAUUUACCUCUUACAACAAUUGAAAAUUUGGAGUUAUUUGAAGAAAAAUUAUCUGAUAAAUUGUUUAGAAAGAAAGUGAUAAAUGAACUAUCAAGAUAUGAAAGAUCAACUAUAGCUGAAACUACUAGGCAAAUAACAUCAAAGAUUUUUCACAAUAACUUACUUUCACAAUUUUCAUAUCAUGGCCAAAAACAUAAAAGAGUCUUUUCGGUUCUAAAUUCAUGUUCGCUCAUAUUUAGUACAGUUAGGAGCGUCAGAAAGUAUAACUGCUGUCCAGAUAUAGACAUAUCUAAACCAUUGAAAAUUUAUAUGGCCAAUGCUAAAGCACGUGAAGAAAAUAAACAAAGAAAAAAUAAAGACCUUAUUUCUAAUUUGAGUUAAUUUUGUUAUUAAUAUAUGUAUGAUAAAGAAUUGUCUAAAAAGUUUUUUAUAUUAUUCAUACAAAAUAUACACUUUGU